UAUAAAAGACGAGAGGCGAUGGCGACACGAGAAUAUACUUGAACAGUUUACGAUUUGACGAUGGCUGGACGCGGUAAUUCUCGUUCGGCUGCCCAGAAAUGUGCUCUUCUGAUGUUCCUUGUCGUCAGUCAGGUAACAGGAAGAGAGGUUUGCGAUAAAACCAAGUGUGCUGGUCCACUGAGAUACUAUGAGGCAAUCGGCUGUACUCCCGUCUACGCGAAUUCUGGCGAUUGUUGUGCGGAAUCAUACAACUGCAGUCAUCUGGACAAUUUGUCACGCGAUAAAUGUUACGCGAAUGGAAACGAAUACAGCCUUGGGGAGAAGCUGAAGGCCGAGGACGCUAAUCCUUGCGACAUUGGUUGUACAUGUAGAUCUUACGGUAAUGUUGCGGACUUCAUAUGCGCGGCCGUAGAUUGUGCAUUUAUUACGCCGAAAGAAAACUGUUUUCUUAGACAUGAGCGCGAUAGAUGUUGUCCAGAUACGACACCAACGUGUUACGCGAAAGAAGAUGAAGUAGCGACUUGUGUGGUUGAUGGUGUUACUUACCACGAGGGACAACAAUUUAAUCCAAUAUCUGAUCCGAGCCUGAAUUGCAUCUGCAUGCAUGGAUAUACAGGUGAAAACGUCGAGCCCUUCUGUAAGAAACCGAAUCGUGACUAUUGCUCCCCUCUGUUCCGAAACGCCGAAAGUAUUCAUAACAAAUGUGCACCAAUGUUCUACGCAGAUCAGAAUCCACAGAAAGAUUGCAGCUAUGCUUUUAGAUGUCAAGACACAGGCGACACUGUUAUUCAUAAUCAUGCUAAGUCCGCGGAUGUUUCUGACGAAGAGCACAAGAUUUGUCGAUUUGGUAAUAUGACGAUGCACUUAGGCGACGAAUUGAGUCAAGGAACCAGCUAUAGUUCCAAUUGCGUAAAAUGCGUGUGCGAGGUGCCUCCAAUCCCGACGUGCCGAAGACUUACGGACAAGGAUUGUCCGUCGCAAUUUGGAGAUGUAUCGAUUUUGGUACCAAACGUGUAACGUCUCAUGUUCAGGGACGUGAACAGUUACCACCAGUUGUAAUAGUAGUACAAAUAAAGCUAUAAUCAUCCAGAAAUUUUAACCGGAAUGCAAUUAACAAUCCCAAGUUUGAAAAAGUGAAGAAAUAUAUAAAAUAAAUAACCUUGAAAUUGAA
This is a messenger RNA of Bombus pascuorum, 1171 nucleotides long. RefSeq names its product BMP-binding endothelial regulator protein-like. The record is from RefSeq and is a predicted model, not a curated record. The coding region runs from base 61 to 1017 and encodes 318 amino acids. NCBI's taxonomy places the organism in Eukaryota, Metazoa, Arthropoda, Insecta, Hymenoptera, Apidae. The transcript is spliced from 7 exons.